AUGGUCCCUCCAGAGGGCCAGUUUAACGAGACCGUGGCCCAAGAAUUGCGUCAGCUCUACCCCUACUCGAUCUGCUCUCGGUCCUGCCGACUCGGCCAGGCGACACGCUACGCCCAGGACAGUCCCUGUUGCUGGCGCUGCAGCGAUUGCAGUCCCGGCCAGUACGUGCUCUGGCGACCGACCAGCGGUCCGGCCGACAUUCCACAGUACCGCUGGCCGUUGGGCGGCUCCGGCGACGCCGGCAGCGAGGCUGCCUACGUGGCGACGGUGAACAACGAGGCCGGCUGCCGUCCCUGUCCGCCGGGCACGCAGUCCUACGCCAAUCGGACAGGCUGUCAGAUGCUGGAGUUCGAGUUUCUGGGCCCUCGGAAUCCGAUGCUCUUCGGCGUGGCCGCCUGGAGUCUGGCCGGUCUGAUGGCCUGUGUCGGAGUCGGCAUCACCUACGUCUGCAAAUGGCGGACGCCCGUGAUCCUGGCUUCGGGGCGAGACACCACUCUCUUCCUCCUCUUCGGCAUGAUGGCCAGCUACGUGGCGCCAAUCGCUCUGAUGAUGGGCCGACCGUCGACCACCAUCUGCGCCCUCGGUACCAUGGCCCCGGGGCUCUGCAUCACCAUCUGCUAUGCGGCCAUCUUCACAAGGACCAAACGCAUCGCUCAAAUCUUUUUGGUCAGCUCGCCAGUUUGUGCGAAUUAUCACUUUCCGACCAUCAGUUAUGACUUCAAUAUAAUGUCUAGUCAGUCUAGGUAG
Molecule: messenger RNA, 747 nt
Organism: Protopolystoma xenopodis
Lineage: Eukaryota; Metazoa; Platyhelminthes; Monogenea; Polystomatidea; Polystomatidae
Source: the annotation of a GenBank genome assembly